This is a messenger RNA of Opisthorchis viverrini, 3064 nucleotides long. RefSeq lists its product as hypothetical. Bases 421 to 2361 code for a protein of 646 amino acids. The record is from RefSeq and is a predicted model, not a curated record. The transcript is spliced from 3 exons. NCBI's taxonomy places the organism in Eukaryota, Metazoa, Platyhelminthes, Trematoda, Opisthorchiida, Opisthorchiidae.
UGGCUUACGAUUUUAUUUAGGUCUUGAUUCACUUGACUGAAAAUCAGUUAGUGCUCUGAAUAGAUAAGAUUUUUUAACGGAGCAACAAAAACUAAUUACCCAGAAAUGAUAUCGUUUUUUACAUUAGUUAAUUUGUUGAGUGAAGGUUUUUUUACAAGAGAAUUCAGUAACAAAUGUGAUUGAUGUUGAAACUCUAUUUAUCCAAUUAUAGGCGAACAUCGUCGCUCAGGCGGACACGGUCAUCAUCAUCGCAGUUCACAUCGACAUUCAUCCGAAGCACGUCCACACACCUUCAGUGAAUUCAGCUCACAUAGCGAAGGUGGUAUUGCAGGCGGUGGUGGAGGUGGAGCAGGUGGAUUAUCAGGCGGUGAAGGUCACGGCCACUCGUUCGGUGGGCACGAUCACGGUGCUGCCACUGCCAUGGAUGCCACUUUUGUGUGGAAGUUGAGCAAGUUAGGUCGCAUCGGUUCCUCGCGUCUGCGGUUUGACGAUGAUUUUGCCGAUCGGCUCAAUUAUCAAUACACUGGAGUUCUCAUGUUUCUAUUCAUUGGACUCAUAGGGAUUCGGCAAUAUGUUGGAAAGCCUAUCCAGUGUUGGAUUCCUCAAGAAUUUACUCGUGGCUGGGAAGAGUAUGCGGAAAACUACUGUUGGGUAUCCAACACCUAUUUUGCCCCAAUUCAGAACCGGCUACCUCCUGCACCCGAUCGGGAACUACUUCUGAUUGGCUACUAUCAGUGGGCUCCGAUUGUCAUGGCUUUGCAGGCCAUGGCAUUCUAUCUCCCUUGUCUGAUAUGGCGUCUGUUUAUGGCCCAUUCCGGAUUUAAUGUGAGACGCAUACUCCAAAUGGCUUGUGAUUCAAACGUUCUCCUCCCUGAGCAUACUAUGAAAAACGUUCGUUUUAUUGCCAGAUAUAUGGAAGGAUGCAUUUACCGUCAAAGAGACUAUCGUCGCAGACGAUCAACAGCCAAUGUUGGCUACUCACCGACCAGUUAUACUGGACUGGGUCAGAUGCAACAUCUGCAGUUACAUCAUCAUCAUCAUCCGCACCUCGGAUUUGCUUCAGGACACCAUCAUCACCAUCACCAUCAUCAGUCUCCCCCGUAUGCUUCCCCUCCGCACGCGCCACCAUUGUACACCAGUAGCCCCGGUAACGUCAACUUCACUACUCUAUCCCAGACCACAGUUGGUGGUAAUGCGCCAGUAUCUCCGGGAGAUCGUGGUCGUGGUAAUGGAGAUACCGCACACUUUGGAACUGUUCCACGAAGGGGGAGACGUGGAACGUCACAAUCCCUCUUAGAUCGCCUUCGUCUAAGAUUUUCCUUACAGUCUGAAUUAUCAAAAUCCAAGAAGCAACCAACGCUAAGCCCAGGUGAAGAAUUACGCGGAUCUGAUGAACAUCCAAUGUUGGGAAGUAGGAAACCGACGGAUUCCCCGUCCUUCAGUCCAAGCGCACCUACCGGCACAUCAGGAAAAUACAAAUCAAGUCCGCUGAGUUCUUCCACAGUCCCCGGGGAAACGGUUAUUGGUGUUGGCAGUGCCGGGGGAAGUUCCGGCUGGGGUUGUUGUGGAAAACGGCAUGGAAACUACCUGGUUGUUUUGUACUUUUUCAUCAAACUUCUCUACUUGACCAAUAUCAUCGGACAACUCUUUAUGAUGGAAAAAUUUGUUGGAAACAACUACACAUUUUACGGUCUGCGUGUGCUCAUCGAUCUGAUUCGAGGUAGAGAAUGGUUCCAUUCAGGCAACUUUCCCCGAGUGACCUUUUGUGAUUUUGAGGCCAAGAAGCUGGGAAAGAACCACAAGUACAGCCUCCAGUGCGUCCUUCCGCUGAACAUGUUCUUGGAGAAGAUCUAUAUCUUCCUGUGGUUCUGGCACUGCGUGAUCGGAUUGGUCACACUGAGCAGUUUCAUCAUGUGGUUCUAUCGAAUGGGUUUCGCCAGCCGUCGUGUAAAGUUCAUCAGAAAAUACCUCAAAAUAAUGUCUGUACUGCGUGACACAGACAAGGCAGCAUCGAGUAAAUUUGUGGAGAAUUACCUCCGCCCUGAUGGAGUUUUUCUUAUCCGACUCAUCGCCAUCAAUGUGGGUGAUCUGAUGGCAGGCGACUUGACUUGCGAGUUGUGGCAUAUAUACCGACACAAACGUCUCCACGAAAUCGAAGAUCAGAAAUUUCUGGAUGCCGCAGGUGACUUUGUCAUCCCCACCGGCCCAGGCUACCCUGGUGACGCUCCCAUGGAUGUGAGUCACACUGCCGGUGGCGCCACAAGACGACUGCCUAAAGAUCAUGCAGCAAGUGCUCCUCUUCACAUAGCGAACAACGUGAACAAUAACAAUUCAAACAAUAAUGAUGACAGCAUUGUUUGACGUUUUUUUAUCAGUCAGAAACUCAUAAACUCUUGUUUCCUUUCAUUUCUAUUUCCCCGCCAAAUAACGCGCCACUCAGCGCUGAUUGUGAUUGGGUGAUGCUGAUCACCUGACGUCAAAUGGCCUUCAACUAGACAGUGGGUUUGGACGAACGGAUGAGAUGGACACACUCAACACUUUUACGUCCAGUGUAAUAAAAUGUCAUCUACACACGUUGCAAUCAUAUGCUGUAAAAUUCUUCGAAAUUGUUUUAUGCUCACUCACUCACUCACUCAAUCAAUCAACCACUCACUAACUAAGUCCAGUUUUACUGUACGCUACAAUGUCUUUAUCAAGGUCAGUUUGUUUUUCUAUUCACAAUUCACAAUACGCUGCAACCCACAAUUCGAGCGCUCAAACUUUACCUCCUGAUAUACAAAAAUACUAAUGGGGCAUUUGGUUGAUCGAUUUGGCGAUGCCACACCCAAUCAAGAAGUGCUUUCAGGCUACAACAAGGACAACAACAACAACAACAAGAGGAUCGCGACCGAAAGGACGAAAGUUUGUGCGUUUGGCGCGAGUGUUCUGAAGCGCUUUUCUGUACACAGUAGUCGAGCAACUCUAGAUAAAAUGGUUUAAUUUUUCUAUCCUAGGAAUGUGUUGUUUAUUUCCGUCUGAUGAAUCGCUUAAGCAGUAGAUUAAUAAUAUAAAAAUUUGAUUCUUA